Molecule: messenger RNA, 1696 nt
Organism: Ilex paraguariensis (yerba mate)
Lineage: Eukaryota; Viridiplantae; Streptophyta; Magnoliopsida; Aquifoliales; Aquifoliaceae
Source: the annotation of a GenBank genome assembly
CUAGUAGGUCCGUCUACCCGAGCUCAAGCAUAGGGUUGAGACUACAAAUACUUCGUAAAUUUCACCGUAUGGCGUCCAUGAUGAUGUUCGCGGACUGUCAAUCAUCUUCGACAGCGUAUCGGCUUCCCCCAUUGCGCCGGCACGGCCUCUUCCAUCUCCGCCGGCCGGCAUCUUUCCUUUUGGGUCCCACAAACCUUACCUUUCCCAGAACCACCAUCACUCACACCGCCUCUCCUUUGCCUUGUCUUAUCACAGCUGCAAUGACAACUGAGGCUUCUGCGAAGGUUAUUGAUGGGAAAUCAGUGGCAAAAGAAAUCAGAGAUGAAAUAACUGCUGAAAUAUACAGGAUGAAGCACUCAAUAGGUGUUGCACCAGGGUUAGCAGUUAUCCUAGUUGGGGAUAGGAAGGAUUCUGCAACUUAUGUACGCAACAAGAAAAAAGCUUGUGAAUCAGUAGGGAUCAAUUCGUAUGAAGUUUGCUUGCCGGAGGACUCGACAGAACAAGAAGUGCUCAAGUAUAUCUCAACCUUCAAUGAUGAUCCUUCAGUACACGGCAUCCUUGUUCAGUUACCUUUGCCUCUUCAUAUGAAUGAGCAAAACAUUCUGAAUGCUGUUUGCAUUGAGAAAGAUGUAGAUGGAUUCCACCCAUUAAACAUCGGGCGUCUUGCCAUGCGAGGUAGAGAACCAUUGUUUGUUCCAUGUACACCUAAAGGAUGCAUAGAGUUGUUGCAUACACAUGGUGUCAGCAUCAAGGGAAAGAGGGCUGUUGUGAUUGGUCGAAGCAAUAUUGUUGGAAUGCCUGCUGCUUUGUUGCUGCAAAGGGAAGAUGCCACUGUCAGUAUCGUCCAUUCCAGAACCAAGAAACCCGAGGAGAUCUCAAAACAAGCAGAUAUAAUAAUCGCAGCAGUAGGGCAACCAAACAUGGUGAGGGGUAACUGGAUAAAGCCUGGUGCAGUUAUUAUUGAUGUUGGAAUUAAUCCAGUCGAGGAUGCUAAAAGCCCUCGAGGCUAUAGGCUAGUUGGAGAUGUUUGUUACGAGGAGGCCUGCAAAAUUGCUUCAGCUAUUACUCCUGUUCCUGGGGGAGUGGGGCCGAUGACCAUAGCAAUGCUCCUUUCUAAUACUCUCAUCUCAGCAAAAAGAAUUCACAACUUCAAGUGAGAGAUUCAAAGUUACCUUUCUAACAAGGGAUAAUGAUAUAAUGAAAUUUGGUUGGUCGCCCCCUCCCAACCCUUCUAUUUAGGUUCAUUUGAGCAUCCUCCCUGUUUUUGUGGUGAGCAUGUCCUGGUCCUUGCCUAGCUGUCUUCUCCCAACACAUAAAAUUCGAGAAAAGCAUCUGGUGUGAUUUGUAUGUUCAGCCUGAUCUCCAUAGGGAAACCACACAAGUGAUAGUUAAUGUGUGAAUCUGGAUGGACAAUUGAUAUUGUGACUAGAGAGAACUUCAGGAGGAGUGAAGGGUUUGGGCACUAGGAAUGAGUUCCCCAAAACAGGACCGAUGAGAUAGGUCUUUUUUAAUGUGAACGAUAUAUUGCAUAGUUUGAUCUUACAGUUGUCAGAAAGGUUGGUGGCCUUUUUUUUUUGGAAGGUAAAUGGCUAUAACUUUAACUCUCAGAUUCCAGUACUGCUAAUUCAUAUCAGAGAUGGUUGUUGAUCUUGUUUCUUCCUUGUUCCCGAAAUAUAGAAAUUGAACAUCUGCAUUC